Macrobrachium nipponense is the source of this 2029-nucleotide messenger RNA. RefSeq lists its product as uncharacterized. Bases 265 to 1737 code for a protein of 490 amino acids. The record is from RefSeq and is a predicted model, not a curated record. The transcript is spliced from 11 exons. NCBI's taxonomy places the organism in Eukaryota, Metazoa, Arthropoda, Malacostraca, Decapoda, Palaemonidae.
AGGUGCCAAGCAAGGGGAUUAUUGCGAAGCCACAGAUAAGGAGGACCACCAAACUGUCUUGCUUUCUGGAGGUAGAGGUCCGAUUAACGUCAAUCGCUCAGUUCGUGUGGGUCCCUUUGACCGUCUGGGAAUUUCGUGCGUGAGGACAUCUGUAGCAUUCGUUCGUGAGUCAUUUGGACACUGGUGAGGAUCUCUGUGGCUUUCGUUCGUGGGACACUUAGGAUUCAGACACGUUAAGGAAGGAGACAGAAAUUCAGGCAGAAGAUGGAGAGUUCGACUAUGGAAACAAUGUUCUUCCUCUGCUUCUUCUUCUAUUCGGUGCUGGUAGGAGAGACGACAGCGCAGUUCGCAGGCAAAGAUGACUACGGCAUCGAGGCGUUCAGACAACUGAGAGAGAAUAACCCUGAAAUGUUCUGCAAAUACAUCACCUGCACUGAGAACGAGAAGCCUGAGGGAUGCCCGCAGGGCACAUCCUUCAUGCCCGGCGUUGCCCAGUUUGGGUGCUGCGGGGCGUGCGUCAGAUUCAAGCAGAGAGAAGACGACAGCUGCACCGGUAGCAUCGAUCCGAACUACGGCGGGGGCUACAACCGGAUCGGAGACAGCCGGAAGAAGUCCCUGAGAGAAAGCAUCGUCUCUUACGGAUCCGGAUCUAUAUCCGACCUCCUGCCUCCCAACGACAACACUCUCUCGUCCUCGUGGUGCGACUAUUUCCUCAAAUGUGACAAACCUCGGGAGGGCAGCAAGAUACUCGCUUGUUUGGACGGUGACUCCGGGGACAAGGGCUGCAAGUACUUCCAGCGUCAGUACGACAGAUUCCUGUCAGACCCUGAACCUGACCCCGUGACCCACUACACCAGCGACAAGUUCAUUUCCUUCAGGGACGACUAUAUGUGGAGGCCCAACUGUACCCAGGGCAACGAGUUCGAGGCCAAGCAGUGCAAAGGACCUACCGACGAAGAGAGGUGCAUUUGUGUGGAUCCUUCUGGGAACCGGAUCUACGGGUCAGCCUUCUCCUUCCAGAAAGAACUCUAUGAGACCAUGAACUGCGCCUGUUCCAGAAAGGUCUGGGAGAUGAAGCAAGCAGGGGUAACUUCGGUGACUCUCCACUGCGCAGAAAACGGGAACUACGAGCCCCUUCAGUGCGUGGACGGCUGGUGUUAUUGCGUGGAUCCCAUAACGACCGAGACCUACGGCCCGAAUCUGCCUGAGGAGGCCAUGAAUCUCCUUCCCUGCUACGACGAGGCGAAAAUUGGAGGUCAAUAUCUCAGGCGAUGUGAGAGCGAGUUUCACGGAUUCGCAACCCUCGCAGACCUGCUGAAAUCGAAGGGGGUUCAGCCCCCUUCUACCAACCUUAACUGCGACCCAGAUGGAUCCUAUGGCCCCAUACAGUUUGAUGGCAAAAUGUAUCGUUGCUAUGACAAGUACAAGGAGUCAAUCUGGAACCCGGCUGGGGAUGGCUGCCAAUGUGUCAGGGACGUCGAGACCUUCAAGGAAUACGGACUGACGAUCGAUGUGGACUGCCAAGUCAAUUCGGGCAUGUACGCCCAAAUUCAACAUAGGGGCGGGACGGUUUACUGCGCUGACGAAGAUGGGGUUCGUACAGGACCCAGGGUUUACGACAAAUACGAGGGCUACCUUGAAUGCGCAUCGUCACUCAGAUGCCAAGCAGGUAUCCUCACCAACUGCCCAAAUUCCUGCAACAACUGCCCGCCCGAAGCCUACACAAAGUACCAGUAAGGAAGGAGAGACUGAUCAAGGAGGCUGGGAUAUAUAUUCAGUGGGAUCCGUCUUCAAAGUUUUUGCGUCAAUAAUGAUUUGGUUAGCUUUGGCUAAGUGAGGUAGGGUUAGGUUGGGUCAGGUUAGAUAUGGAAUAGUUGGUUUCCCUUUUGGGAGGUUGGUUCAUAAGAUAAUCAUGGCUAAGCAAGUUACUAUGAGAUUCAGGGCCUCUGUAACACGGUUUUUUCGCAAUAACUUUUUAUCUAUGCAUUUCAUAAAUAUAACGCUUAUUCAGAAUACAUUUAUAUCAACA